Molecule: messenger RNA, 2469 nt
Organism: Tarenaya hassleriana
Lineage: Eukaryota; Viridiplantae; Streptophyta; Magnoliopsida; Brassicales; Cleomaceae
Product: potassium channel AKT2/3-like
Biological process (GO): transmembrane transport; potassium ion transport
Cellular component (GO): membrane
Molecular function (GO): protein binding; voltage-gated potassium channel activity
Source: RefSeq, a predicted model, not a curated record
AUGGAGCUUAAAUUCACAGCAUUUCACUCCCACUUAUUCUCAGACAUGAAGCACCAGCGUCCUCAUCAGCACCCAGAGAAAGAGAAAGAAGAAGAUGGUUCUUCUUCCCUCAGCUUGAGCAGCUUGUCAAAGCUUAUUCUUCCUCCUCUGGGUGUUGCAAGCUACAACCAGAAUCACAUCAGUUCGAGUGGAUGGAUCAUCUCACCAAUGGACUCAAGAUACAGGUGCUGGGAAUCAUUUAUGGUGCUUUUGGUAGCAUACUCUGCAUGGGUUUACCCAUUUGAAGUCGCCUUUCUACAUUCUUCACCAAACAGAGACCUUUAUAUCGCAGACAACGUCGUGGAUUUGUUCUUUGCCAUCGACAUUGUCUUGACAUUUUUUGUUGCGUACAUAGACCAAAGAACGCAGCUUCUUGUUCGUGAACCCAGAAAGAUUGCAACAAGGUACCUUUCGACGUGGUUCUUGAUGGACAUGGCGUCUACUCUACCGUACGAGGCAAUCGGAUACUUGGUCACUGGCAAAUCGAAGGUGAGCAUAUCUUGCUCUCUUCUGGGAUUGCUCAGAUUUUGGCGUAUCCGACGUGUUAAGCACCUCUUCACAAGGCUUGAGAAGGACAUAAGGUACAGCUAUUUCUGGGUCCGCUGCCUUCGGCUUCUAUGUGUGACGCUGUUUCUGGUGCACUGUGCCGGUUGCCUCUAUUACCUACUGGCAGACAGAUAUCCGCACCAAGGGAAGACAUGGAUAGGUGCAGUGAUCCCAAAUUUCAGAAAGACGAGUCUUUCUGUCAGAUACAUCUCAGCCAUUUACUGGUCUAUCACCACAAUGACCACAGUGGGAUAUGGCGAUCUUCAUGCAGUCAACACCAUGGAGAUGAUAUUCAUUAUAUUCUGCAUGCUCUUCAAUCUCGGCCUCACUGCUUACCUUAUUGGUAACAUGACUAACUUGGUUGUGGAAGGAACUCGGCGUACCAUGGAAUUCAGGAACAGCAUUCAAGCUGCAUCAAACUUUGUCUGUAGAAACCGUUUACCGGUUAGACUGAAAGAACAGAUAUUGGCUUACAUGUGUUUGAGGUUCAAAGCAGAAAGUUUGAACCAGCAGCACCUGAUCGAGCAGUUACCCAAAUCAAUCUACAAAAGCAUAUGCCAACACCUUUUUCUUCCAUCGGUGGAAAAGGUUUAUCUCUUCGAGGGCGUCUCAAGGGAAAUACUGCUUCUCCUGGUCUCGAGGAUGAAAGCUGAGUACAUACCACCAAGAGAGGAUGUUAUAAUGCAGAAUGAAUAGCCCGAGGAUGUGUACAUAAUCAUUUCAGGAGAAGUGGAAAUUGUGGACUCUGAGACGGAGGGGGAGCGUGUCUUAGGCACUCUAAGAUCUGGAGACAUAUUUGGAGAAGUUGGAGCAUUGUGUUGCAGACCUCACAGCUUCAAUUUUCUGACGUCACUUUCACAACUCCUCAGACUCAAAACAACUUCCCUUAUCGGAACAAUUCAGACAAAGCAACAUGACAAUGUCACGAUGCUCAAGAACUUCCUGCAGCAUCACAAAAAGCUAAACGAUUUAAACAUCGGAGAUCGACUGGUCGAAGGUGGAGAAGAUGAGAGUGACCGUUACAUGGCAUCUAAUCUGCUCACAGUGGCAAGUACAGGCAAUGCAGCUCUUCUUGAUGAGCUUCUCAAUGCUAAGCUGGACCCUGACAUUGGAGACUCCAACGGAAGAACUCCAUUGCAUGUAGCAGCUUCCAAAGGAUAUGAAGAGUGUGUUUUAGUACUCCUAAAGCACGGAUGCAACAUCCAUGUAAGAGAUGUGAAGGGCAACACGGCUCUGUGGGAGGCAAUAACAUCGGGAAACCACGCCACCUUCAGAAUCCUUUAUCGUUUCGCGGCCAUAUCCGACCCUCACACGGCAGGGGACCUUCUAUGCACAGCUUCCAGACAGAACAACGUACAUGUAAUGAAGGAUCUUCUGCAACUUGGACUCGACAUCUACUCAAAGGACCAGAAUGGCUUAACUCCGUUACAGGUCGCAUUGGCGGAGAAUCACAUCGACAUUGUCAAUCUGCUCGUGAACGUACCGAACAGGAGGAGGUUAAUGGUCGGAGGAGGGGAAGAUAGCAAAAACCGUGUGAGGGUGAGCAUUUACAGAGGAGAUCCAUUGGAGAGGAGAGGGAAAAGGUUAAGAGAAGCUGGUAAGCUUAUUCUGUUGCCCACUUCGCUCGACAAGCUCAAGGAAAUUGCAGGAGAGAAAUUUGGGUAUGACGCAAGUGGGACAGUGGUGAGGGCUGAAGCAGGAGCAGAGGUUGACAGUGUUGAGGUGAUUAGAGAUAAUGACAAAAUCUACUUUGUGGAAGAAUUUAAUCAAUAAAAAUUAGAAAACCAAUUGUCAUGACAUCAUCGUCAUCGAACCGGUUGAGUUCAGGAAUCUAUCUCUACAAUAUUAUAUAUAUGAUUAUAUUAAAUCCAAAACAGAUACAUA